Molecule: messenger RNA, 7725 nt
Organism: Labrus mixtus (cuckoo wrasse)
Lineage: Eukaryota; Metazoa; Chordata; Actinopteri; Labriformes; Labridae
Product: protocadherin-16-like
Exons: 13
Coding region: 1-5958 (1985 amino acids)
Biological process (GO): homophilic cell-cell adhesion
Cellular component (GO): cell-cell junction; plasma membrane
Molecular function (GO): calcium ion binding
Source: RefSeq, a predicted model, not a curated record
AUGUUGUAUUAUUUGAAGACCCUUGAACUGUUCAUCAAAGUUCUCAGCAGCAGCAAACCUACCUCUAAGACCAAUUCUCUCUCCAUAUCCUUUAAUUCUGUGGAGGAGGCAAAGCCAGGCUCUGUUAUUGGUUCGGUCCGCCUCCAUGACAGAGAAAACUCAGAGGAAGGGGAGGUGACCUACAUGGUGGUGGGGGGCACAGAUAGAGAUGGGACCUUUGUAGUGGAUCGUCUGACUGGAGAUGUGUACCUGGCUCGUCCUCUAGACUAUGAACGAGACGAGCGCUACACCCUGCAGAUUGAGGUGGAUGACUUCUCUCCGGCUCAUCCAAGCAGCACCCUGGUCCACCUAGACAUUGAUGUAGAAGACAGCAAUGAUCACUCGCCUCAGUUCCCAGAGGACCCCUUGACCAUUGUGGUGUCUGAGAGCAUGGCGCCAGGCUCAUCCCUUUAUACUUUCCAGGCUACAGAUCAGGAUGGCAGUGGGCCCAACAGUGAGCUGAGGUACUCCAUCCUUCACCAGUGGCCAGACACCCCAGGCCUUCUGACCCUGGACUCCUCGACUGGGAUCCUCUCAUUGGGCCAGGAGCUGGACCACGAGGUCACCUCAAACCUGAUACUGGUCGUCAAGGCAACGGACUCUGCCCAAGAUGUCAGCCAGAGACGCUGGGGUUCUGUCACAGCAAGGGUGUAUGUAACUGAUGAGAACGACAACCCACCAGUGUUCAGCUCGCCCACGGCCGUCAGUGUGAUGGAGGACCAGCCGGUGGGCUUCGUGGCGCUGUAUGUCAUGGCCAGAGACGCAGACCAGGGGGAGAACGGCAGAGUCACCUACAGCAUUCAGUCAGGCAACACUGGAGGAACAUUUAGCCUCAACCCGAACACUGGCUCUCUGUCUAUUUUCAAACCUCUGGACCGUGAGGAGCAGGACGUCUUUAACCUCACGAUAGUCGCCGAGGAUCAUGGGAUACCGGCGCACUCGUCCAGCCAGCUGCUGUGUGUCCAUGUGAUUGAUGUUAACGAUGAGGUGCCCUGGUUUGAGGAGAGCCAGUACGACGCCCAGAUUUCAGAGAACCAGCCCCCGGGAACUAGUGUGCUGACAGUGUUUGCCUCUGAUCUGGACCAAGGAACCAAUGGACAGGUGACUUUUGGUGGUAUCUCACAGGAUGGGUUCACAAUAGAACCAGCUACAGGUGUCAUAACAACCACCAAGUCACUUGACAGGGAGCUCCAGGAGUACUACACUCUAACAGUUUAUGCAAAGGAUGGAGGUCUUCCCCCAAAUUAUGCCAAAGCCGCGGUGAGGAUCAGAGUGCUCGAUGAGAAUGACAACAUACCUCAUUUUGGACGUCUCUACUACAGCAUAGAGGUGCCUGAAAACCUGGAGGUUUUGCCUCUGUUUACAAUGAGAGCUACUGACAAGGAUGCUGAUGAAAGUGGGGAGAUUAACUACAAGAUAACUGCUGGAGAUCCAUCUGGAGACUUCAGAUUGGACAGACAGUCUGGUGUGCUCUCAACUGCCAGGCCUCUGGACCGGGAGAAGAAGGCAGGGUACAAGCUAACAGUCACAGCUCAGGACCGGGGUCGCCCUCCCCUCAGCAGCACAGCUACAGUGGAGGUUACGGUCCUGGACAUGAACGAUAACAGCCCCCACUUUCAGAGCAGCAGCUACACUGCAGACAUUUCUGAAGAUGUUCCUAUUGGCUCACUGGUCCUGGAGGUGAAAGCCAUUGAUCUGGAUCAGGGCCCCAACAGCCAGGUGCUGUACUUUCUGAGCAGUGGCUGCCGAAGCAUGUUUAUCAUAGAGCAGAACACUGGUCGCAUUAUCACCGCAGCACCUCUGGACAGAGAAAGAACCGCCUCUUACACCUUCGAGGUGUACGCCACUGACUCUUCCCCCGUGAACCCACUGAACUCCACUGCUCAGCUGACUGUCUACAUUCAGGAUGUGAACGACAAUGCUCCAUUCUUCAUUCAAGACCCCCUUAUCCUGAACAUCUCUGCCAGCAGCUUGUCCAACCACAGAGUGCUGGCCACCAUGAGGGCAGAAGACAAGGACUUUGGGGCUAACGGCUCUGUGUUUUACCGUUUUGCCAACCCUGUGAGGGGCUUCACCAUCAACUCACUGACAGGAGAUAUCCAGGCCACAGAAAAGCUGCAGACUCUGACCCAAAGCCAGAGGACAUUGAUAGUUCAGGCCAUGGACCAGGGCAACCCAGCUCAGUCCUCUCUGGGGGUGGUUAUCAUUUAUAUCAGGGAGCAGAGCUACAGCGGGAUUCGCUUCUCUCGCAUGGCCCGAGAUGUCAGUCUGCAGGAGAACGCUGCUAAAGGCACAGUAGUAACACAGACUCAGGCCCAGUACCCAGAUGGCUCUCAAACUGGUAUCAGCUACAGUAUUUUCAGUGGAAACAGAAUCCAAUCUUUUGGUAUAAACUCCAUUACUGGUGAAAUUUGGGUCCAGAAAUCUGAGGGUCUAGACUUUGAGGAGACCCCGAAACUCCGCCUUGUGGUGAAAGCUGAGACCGCUUCCUCCAGCUCAUACAUGGCUGUCAACUUAAUCCUGCAGGACGUCAACGACAACUUGCCACGCUUCCAACUCCAGAAUUAUGUAGCCUACAUUAGAGAGGCACAGGGCUACGAUUUCCCCAUUAUCCAGGUUGCUGCAGAUGACCUGGACCAAGGUCAAAAUGGUCAGGUGACCUACUCCAUCAGGUCCUCAUCCAUGAGCGGCUUGUUCAAGAUAGACCCACUGACCGGCAGCAUCACCACUGCAGCUAUCAUGGACAGAGAGAUCUGGACACAAACCAAGCUUGUUGUUACGGCAACAGACCGGGGAACCCCACGACUAGCUGGCUCUGCGACCCUGACUGUCAUCAUCAUUGACCUCAACGACAACAGUCCCAUGAUUCCUCUGCCGCGAGAGAUCCGAGUGCCUGAGGAUACUCUGGUUGGCACAGUAAUCACACAGGUAACAGGAAAUGAUGUGGACUCAGGGCCAGCCCUCUCUUACACACUACACUUGGAAACAAACAACCAGGGCAUGUUUGGGAUCCAUCGCUUUGGAGGAGGGGUUUCUCUGACCGGCCCUCUGGACUAUGAGGAGAGAACGUGGUACACUCUGACCGUCCGAUCAUCCGACUCUAAACACCAAAGCGAGGCGAACCUCACCAUUCUGGUGGAUGAUGUGAACGAUAAUGCUCCAAUCUUUACUCAAGACUUGUAUCAGGUGACUGUAUCAGAGCACCUCCCAGCAGGCAGUGCAGUCGUCACAGUAACAGCCACUGACUCUGACUUUGGGGAGAACGGAAAGAUUAUCUACAGAGUAAUGUCAUCAACUAGGGGAGUCUUCUACAUCGACCCUAGCAACGGCACUCUGUUCAGCAACCAAAAAACAGAGUUUGAUUUUGAGAACCCCUCCAUCCUGGUGCUUAUUGAGGCGCGUGACCAGGGCACUCCACCCCUUUCAUCUAUAGCCACCGUCCAGGUUCAGGUGUCUGAUGUCAACGACAAUGCCCCCAUCUUCCACCAGUCAGAGUACAGAGCCACAGUGUGUGAAGAUGGGCUUCCUGGAUCCACUGUUCUGACCUUGGAAGCUGUGGAUGGGGACUUGUCACGGGACAACUGUGGCUUUGAUUUUGCCAUAGCAAGUGGCAACUCUGGUAAUGCCUUCCAGAUUGAGAGCAGUGUGCGUUUCUUGGAGGGCCAGGGCUUCCAGACGGUCGGCAGCCUGAUCCUGGUGGAGCAUCUGGACUUUGAGGCAGUGCCAAGUUAUAACCUGACUGUUGUUGUAUCAGACCGUGGAAUCCCUCAGCGUAGCUCCAGCGUGCCUAUCCUAAUCAGUGUUACAGACGCCAAUGACAACCCUCCUGCUUUUAGCCGAGCAGAGUACAGUGUGGUGCUGAGUGAAGGUGCAGCAGCAGGGACAGAGAUUUUGCUUCUGUCUGCCACAGAUCCAGACUCUGCUCCUAAUGGAGAGGUCCAGUAUUCCAUAAGCUCAGGAGAUGAGACGGACCUUUUCCAGGUGGACCAGUGGACAGGAGCCUUAAGGCUGCAGAGACCUCUGAAAAGUGAGAGACAGUUGUCCCAUACGAUUGUUGUCCAGGCGACUGAUGGUCAAGGGCACUUCUCUUUGGCCCCAGUCAUUAUCGAGAUAAAGGACAUCAACGAUAACAGGCCCUUCUUUCCCCUCAAACUUUUAACUGCGAGCGUCAGGGAAAACCAACCCAAGAAUGCCUUAGUCACCAUGUUGCAUGCCAUCGACCACGACAGAGGUGUUUUUGGACAGUUAAAGUAUUAUCUGUUGGACAGCUCUAAUGAGGGAAAAGAGGCCUUCAUCAUCAACCAAACUUCCGGGGAGGUACGGACUCGCUCGACCUUUGACUUUGAGAAAGUCAACUCCUUCAGCUUUGUGGCCGUUGCCAUGGAUGCUGGAAACUAUUCUGCUUCUGUAACAGUACAGAUUUAUGUCACAGGGGAGGAUGAAUAUGAUCCUGUUUUCACCUCCUCAGAGUUCUCGUUUGAAGUGCCUGAGGGAUCAAAGAAAGGUCAGAUUAUUGGGAAAGUACAAGCCAGAGACGAAGACGGAGGCGUGGACGGCAUUGUCCUGUAUUCCCUCUCGGACGGUUCGCCUUAUUUUGAAGUCAAUAAAUCAACAGGAGCAAUUUCUUUAAAGAUGGACAGCUACAGUAGACAUAUGAGUCGCUCUAAAAGAGAGCUGCGUCUGAUGACACUGGAAGUGACUGCUCAGAGUCCUUUAGAGACAUCCCGUGUAGCAGUAGCCAAAGUUUCCGUAGAUGUGACCCACACAUCUUUUGGACUCUCCACAGACAUGAAUAUGCUGCUUAUCAGUGUCAUCGCAGUUUCCCUUGGUACUAUAGUCAUACUAAUAAUAAUUGCUGUGGCACUGUUUUUUGUUAAAUUAAGACGUAAGACGAAGGACCAAAAAGGUUGUGGAAGAACACCAGCGCCAGGCACCAUGCUGCACAAGUUUGAAGAAACGAAAAUAGCAGCCAAUGAGAUGAUUUAUCAUCAGGCCCUUCCUGGAUACGUGGCCAAUCAGAGCGGCAACAGUGGAGGUCAGUACACACGGGGAGGAUCACUGGAUCCCUCCCACUCCAGUGGGCGGGGCUCUGCGGAGGCUGAGGCAGCAGAAGAUGAUGAGAUCAGAAUGAUAAAUGAAUACCCUCGAGUGUCAAGUAUCUCCUCGUCCAUGCAGGAGCGCAUUUCUGCCCGAGGUCCUGACUCUGGAAUCCAGCAGGAUGCAGAUCAGCUUUCAGAUGUUUCCUGUGAGCCAUCCAUAGAUUGGUUCAGAGGGAAAAAACUAGGCAGUGUGAAUAGUACAUUAUUAGCUGGCCAGGUGCCGGUCUACAGGGAUGAAGGGGUUGGGUAUGUGGGUGUGGGACGGGGACUCAGCAUUUCCCACCCUAAAGAUUAUACUUUCCCAGAGGAUGGGAAGCCUGCUGUGGACGGCUCCCUGACAGCCAUUGUGGCCAGUGAUGAGGAGCUGAGGGGCAGCUAUAACUGGGACUAUCUACUAAACUGGUGUCCCCAGUUUCAACCCUUAGCAAAUGUUUUUACUGAAAUAGCACGUUUAAAAGAUGAAACCGCUCCCCCCCAUCCUCGCAGGUCAUUUCAUCACAAAGCAAAGGCCGAGUCAAGAAUCGACCCACCGCCUCUUAUAACUUCUGUGGCCCACCCUGGGGCAAAAACCGUCCCUCCAAAGCCCGCAGUGGGGAGGACUUAUCCCAGCUUGGCUUCUUUUCGAAGAUCUCCCCUGAGUGCUGAGGGAUCCAUCUCCUCAGUCGCCAUGUCUCCAAGCUUCUCCCCCUCUCUGUCACCACUGGCAGCACGGUCUCCUGCUAUCACCCCCUUCAAUGUCUCACAGGGCCCCUCUGCAUCAAUGAUCAGCACAACUGAACACCAUUUGGAACACAUUGAGGAAGCGGAGCUCAGGAUUUAAGUUCCAGAAAAGAAUUCUUGAGAGUGACUUCAAAUUGAGUCAUUGCUGUCUCAGACUUUUUCUACUGUAUGACCACAGGGGCUGCAGACUGAAAGGAGUCAAUGCUGUUCACUUUUCCUUUGUCUUACUUACAAGUAAACAAGGUUACACUUAGAAGUCCAAAUAGCUGAAGCUCUGGUGCUUACUGAAGAAAAAAUGAACUACAUGACUGGCUAAAAUGAACAAAGCAUUUUGUGUAUGUGUGUGAGUGAACGUGAGUGUGUGUGUGUAGGAUUAAGAAACUCCUUUUUUUUUUUCUGUUGAUCAGUGUUAAUUUGCACAUUCAAACGGAGAUUCAUACAUGAUGUCAAUAUUUUGUACAAAGCAUUGUCUAUAUUUUUAUACUUCUAGUGGUUUCUGACAAGAAAUGGCAUUAAAGUGUCAAAGGUUGCUUAACCUCAGAAUAUAUUUCUUUAUUUGUAUAUUUGUUAAUUGUACUGUAUACUUGUUUUACUGUACUGUAAAUCGAUUUAAUCUCCUGUAAUGCUUAACGUGUGGUUUGAAAUGAAGUUCUUCAUAAAUGCUUUUUGAAUUGGGAUUAUUGUAAAUAUUAAUAGAGGAGGAAACGUCCUUGCUUGAACAAAUGAAACAUCAGUCAGAAUAGAGUAUUGUGUGAUCAGAUUUUCUACAGUCCUGUGUUUGAUCUCACAUCAAAAGGUAAUCGUGAAUGUGAAAUGCUGAGUUGUUUAAGUCCUCGACAUAGGUCUCUGCAUUUUCUGCAAAGGAAGACUGAAUUUGACAUCCAGUGAUCGUGUCCUUCAGGUGCCCUGGCUUUAACUUUUCACUGUGAGCCUUACUGCUUUCACUUUGCAUUGUGAAAAUAGCUGUGUGAUAAAUGUAAAACUGUUUGCUUUAUCUGCGGUGUAAUUAUUCCACAGAAUGUGAGCAGGUUUGGGCCAUUUGUCUCCUCAUCUAAUGCUCAUUAGUCAAAUGUUUAAGAGACAUUAAGGCUCUAAAUCAGAACUGCCCAGACUCUGAAAAGUAGCCAUUUCCAUUUUUGUCCAGAUUUAUUGCAUAUGAGUAAAAAAAAAUGGUAAUGAAUGUCAUUUGAACCACAUUUGUGUCCAUAUGUUCUAUAGCACUACUAGAAUACUCUGUGGAUUACUAUAAAAUGUUACUUUUUAAAGAAUGAAAGUGUUUAUUUAUGAAUGUUUAAUCACAACCAGAAUGUUUCCAAGUUAAUUAAAAGAAAUUCAUGUCAUGUACAUGUUCAGCCAUGAUUCACAAAAUGCUUGUACACAGAUGCCUAUGUCUUAGAUACAGUACAUCCAUGAAUGUGUUUUUGUUGCCUUUAAAAAAAAGUGAAAUGUCUACAUUAACAAUUACAUAGUGCCCUUACAUGACCUGAACGUGGAUUUCUAUCUCUUUAAAAAAAUAUAUAAUAUUGCUUAUUGGCUUAUUAAUACUGUCUAAGGUAACGCUAACAUUAAACAGUAUUUUUAUUUAUUAUAGUUUGACCUGAGAAGCUAAGAGGCUUGUUAAAUUAUUAACAAGUAUGCUAUUUUGACCAUGGCCAAAUAUAUAGAAACACUACCUAUUUGAUCAAAUGAAGGUACCUUGAUGUUUGUAUUGUUUUCUGUUGAUCGGUGUUAGCUGCCACUUAUUUAAUGUUUGUUCAAACUGCACAAAACGGUGCCAUAAAAGAGAAAAUCCUCCAAAUGUUCACACUUUUACACUUCAGAGAAAUGUUUUUGAGCAAAAAGUGCCUGAUUAAAGUACUUAUGAGAA